AUGGCGGACCAUGUUUUGCAAGCUCGGAUUUUAACUGGUACGCGAGUUGGUAAGAUAGUUCUCAUCCCUAGGAUGUUGAUAUCACCAUCAGAUACUAGGUUGCCUUUCAAAAUGCGCCGAAGACAGUUCCCAGUAUGCAAGAACCCCAAGUUGUGUACCAGUAAAGGAACCAUUGUGAUGGUCACAGACUUGAACACGGGCAGCCAAACCGAUCUUGUCCUUAGUAGUAGAGCUUUUAGGGCUAUGGCUAAGCCUAGUGCUGGUGCUGACAAGUAUCUUCUCAAACAAGGCAUCGUCGACGUUGAAUACCAAAGAGUUCCUUGUAAUUACGGUAAAAGGAAUUUGCAAGUGAGAGUGGAAGAAGCAAGCAAAAAGCCAAAUUACUUGGCGAUAAAGCUUUUGUACCAAGGAGGCCAAACCGAAGUGGUAGGUAUCGACAUUGCUCAAGAGGGUUCGUCACAGUGGAGUUACAUGACUAGAAGCCACGGAGCGGUGUGGGCUACUGACAAAGUACCAACCGGAGCUCUACAGUUUAGGUUCACGGUGACAGGGGGGUACGAUGGCAAAACGGUUUGGGCAAAGAGGGUUCUUCCGGCCUCAUGGAAAGCGGGGAUGAUCUACGACGCCGGGGUUCAGAUCACCGACAUUGCUCAAGAAGGUUGUGAUACAUGCAGUCACAUAUGGCACUGAAUCAUUACAAUUCUUCUUAUUUAGGCAAACAACAAACAUGUACGAUUCGAUUAUAUAUUAGAAUUUAUUUAUACGAAACAAGAGGACUAAGAAGAUCUAUAUAUGUGUUA
Messenger RNA from Camelina sativa (false flax), 800 nucleotides. Lineage: Eukaryota; Viridiplantae; Streptophyta; Magnoliopsida; Brassicales; Brassicaceae. The record is from RefSeq and is a predicted model, not a curated record.